This is a messenger RNA of Aspergillus melleus, 1545 nucleotides long. RefSeq lists its product as uncharacterized. The transcript has 2 exons. Gene Ontology annotation, cellular component: membrane. Bases 1 to 1545 code for a protein of 514 amino acids. NCBI's taxonomy places the organism in Eukaryota, Fungi, Ascomycota, Eurotiomycetes, Eurotiales, Aspergillaceae. The record is from RefSeq and is a predicted model, not a curated record. Gene Ontology annotation, molecular function: carbohydrate:proton symporter activity. Gene Ontology annotation, biological process: transmembrane transport; carbohydrate transport.
AUGAAAUCUCUCGACGCCAAAGAGCAAGAACCAGUCACUCAGCAUGUGGACAUUGUUCACCAGUCAGGCAAGGUCGUCAAUUCUUAUCUGAUACUGGCCUGUACGGCGUUCGGUGCAGCCUCCUUCAUCUUUGGCUUCGAUGACAAGAUUAUCUCGCCAGUGGCAGCACUGGAACCAUUCGUCGACAAGUACCAAGGCCCGAACGCAGUCACUGGCAAAUACGUCUUUAGUGCUCGAAACCAGAACCUCCUCUUCUCCGUCCCCCUUGUCGGAUCCAUCCUCGGCGGAAUGCUUACAUCGCCUUUGAAUACACGAUUCGGCCGCAAGAUACCCUUGCUUGCCGCAUACAUACUGUCAAUCGGUGGUGGUAUUCUUCAGGUCUUCGCCCCGAACCUCGGAGCCUUCGUUGCUGGGCGUUUCAUCAAUGCUAUCGCUAUGGGACUUGCGAAUGCUACAUCACCACUGUACAUGUCUGAGGUAGUUCCUCCAGCCAUGCGUGGUAGAAGCGUGACGUCGAUAAACAUUCUAUCUCUCGUGGCUGGUGUCGUGGGGACAACCAUCGUUUGGCGGACCGAGCAGCUCGGAGGUCAUCAGUCCUACAUGAUCCCACUGAUCGUGCAAUGUGUCUUGCCUGCGAUCCUGUUGGUGUUGACUCUCCCUCUCCCGGAAAGUCCCCAGUGGCUCGUUAGCAAAGACAGGAUGGAACAAGCCUAUUGUAACCUGCGGAAGCUGCGUGGGUUCAGCGAUACUGAGGUGAGACGUGAGCUGCAGGUUAUGAAAAUGUGCGAGGACAAUGAACGUGAGCUCAGCGCGAACGUGAAGUUCUGGGAGAUCUUCAACCGCCAGAACCUUAAACGCACGCUCACCGCUGGGUCGUUUUACUCCCUGAACCAGAUCUCAGGGAUCAUUCUAUCAACCACCUACGCCACGGUCUUCUUAACCGAGAUCGGCGUUGGUGACGCCUUCACUCUAACCGUGAUCUCGUCCUGCUGUACCUUAGCUGGCACCAUAGCAGCCCCAUUUGUCAUCGAUCGUGCAGGUCGUAGGCCAACAGCCUUCACCGGAAUGUCCGCUCUGUUCAUAAUCAAUGUGAUAGCAGGCGGUCUUGCAUUUGACACCGGGAACAAGAGCGCAACGAUGGGCAUCGCCGCUUUAUCAUUCAUCUUCAACUUCUUCUGGGCAGCAUCCUUCUACUCCCUGUCCAACCUCAUGCCCUCUGAGAUUGCCACCGCCAAGCUGCGAAACCACACCAUGGCAUACACUAUAAUGUGUGCCCAAACAACUGCUGUGAUCACGACCCUGGCUGUACCUCAACUCACAUCCGCAGAUGCCGCAAACCUGGGUUCGAAGACCUAUCUCGUCUUCGCGGGCUGUAUGGCUGGGGUCCUGGUCUUUGCGUACCUCCUUAUGCCCGAAACUCGUGGAAGGACGUUUGCGGAGAUCGAUGAGAUGUAUGAUGCAGGGAUUCCUAUGCGGGCGUGGCGAAAAUAUGAGACAACGGUGGAAUCGAGAACUGCUGUGGCAGAUGAGAAGUUGCAGGCUUAG